Messenger RNA from Calliphora vicina (urban bluebottle blowfly), 2999 nucleotides. RefSeq lists its product as uncharacterized. The record is from RefSeq and is a predicted model, not a curated record. The transcript is spliced from 5 exons. The coding region runs from base 98 to 2893 and encodes 931 amino acids. Lineage: Eukaryota; Metazoa; Arthropoda; Insecta; Diptera; Calliphoridae.
ACCACAAAGUAAAAUAAAACUGCAGUAAUCGUAAACACAAAAAAAUACACUUUUGUUUUAUUUAAAAACUAAAUUCGAAAAAAAUAAUUUAUGUGAAAUGGAAAACCAGAGAUGUGCUUUAGGUUGCCCACCAGCUAAUCUUUAUAUUUUUCCUAGUAGGAAAAAUGACAAUGAAAGAGAUCCAGAUUUUCCUAUACAUGAAACGGUAAUAUUUCCGCCAAAUCUUAUUGAUGAAUCUAACACUAUACAGCCUGUGAUGCAAAUUCCAAUGAUCAAAUCUGUAUCUUGCUCGAUGUGGACCCAAACUAAUACACGUCUCUGUGGUUCAGUAGAGAUUUCAGAUUUAAUAGAGGAAUACCGCCUUAAUUGUUUCUAUUGUAGUGAAAUAUUUCCAUUAGAGAAAUGGUCAGCAUUCGUUGUUCAUUUAAGGGAGAAGCAUUUCAAAAAAGAAGAAGCCUUUAAAAUGUCUAAAUAUCAUUCACAGGAUCAUGACUAUACACCUAUAGGAUCUCCAUCGACUUCGCCAAUGAAGCCAGAAAUAAAAUUUAAUAUGGUUUCUAAUCCUAUAGUACAAAUACCACCAUCUCUGCCGGUUUUCACAGAACCUAUUAUACUACCACCCUUAUUGGCCAAACCGCAGAAAUGUAAUAAUAAACCUCUAAAAUUAAAUCCUCCACCACCUUUAUUGUCCAAACCACAGCAGUCCAACAAUAAGCCAUUUAAUAUAAGUUUAGCUGAUAAACUAAUUAAACUCUUGAAUGAAACAGUUUUAAAUAAAAAUUUUCUACACACAGAAGAGGAUAACAUUGUGAUCAUAAAAAAUUCUGCAUCUAGCAAUAUUGAAACAAGUCAUUUUUUACAAAAUUUUAUGAAUUGUGAAAAUAUAAGUCCAAAAAAGGCUGCGUUUAGUGCUAAAUUAAAUACUCCAACUUCAACAACUUCGUUGCCCAAAAAUACUCGUCCAAUUUAUACUCUAAACUAUGGCCAACAGAAUAUUCCUUCGAGAAGGCAUUCAUUUUCACGCGUCUUAAAACCAUUAGUUAAAAACAAGAUGACUAGACUAGUACAUAAGAGAGUGGCCCAACAAGCCUUAAAAAACAUAAAUGUAUUUGAAAAUGUGUAUAAAACUGUGAAAACAAGACCACCAAAGGUAUUGGAUUCGGGCAUACUUUAUUUAAAGGAUUUUGAUAGUAACAAAGUUAAUGAACGGCAAACUUCAAAUGAAACCCCUCUAAGUCGUUGUCUUAAGAGAAGCAGUACGGUUACGGAACCUGAAAAUAAACAAUUUUCUGUUAACAGUUUCCAGCAAAAGCCUAUCGAGCUCGUUUUUGAGUAUACACCAGAAGACAUCAUUGUUUCACUGCUAGAGUGUAUACAAAAUUAUCCAGUAUUAUGGAAAUUCCAUGAACAACCUUUCAAUAAAGACUAUUACAAAGCCAUAGAAGAAAUAUGUCAAAUAAUUAACGAUAAGUGGUCACUAAAUAUAACUUCGCUGAAAAUGAGACGAAGUAUAAAUCGUAUAUUAAGAUUCUAUCGUUUCAUGUUGCCUAGUGAAGAUAUUGAAAAAUUCAAUGACUAUUUCGACAAAUGUUCACUUUUUCUACCCUCAUCUAUAGAUGAAAUUCCAAGGGCUCGCUGUGACUACUGUUCUAUAUGUUACAAAAGCGACAAAGAGCUGAGAAAACAUUUAAUAGAAAAACACAAGUGUUUGAAAUGGCCAUACAAAUGUCAACAAUGUCACGAACGUUUUAGGGAACGUGAUGAAUAUGAGCUGCACAAACUCCUGCCACACUUUGUGGAAAUCUUCAAAUGUGAACAGUGCAGUAAACGAUUUAAUCGUCGGUAUUUAUACAAUAAACAUGUAAGUUCACACCAACGAACAAUACAGCGGAAUAUUCCCACGACAGCCGGUUCUACGCAACAGAAUGACCCGAGUUCACCCGGCCAUGGGCCGUCAACUCAAAUGUUGUUACAACAACAACAGCGGCCCAUAAAGUCAGCCAAACAGAAUAUAAAACCUGCAAAAUAUUCGCGUGAAUUAAGUGACGGAGAGAAUUUAUUUAAAUGUCCAAUUUGCCCAAAAGCUUAUGUAUUGAAAUCGACUCUGAAUCUACACUUGAAGAAGCAUCGUAGCGACUAUGACUUCAUAUGUGAAGUCUGCGGAAAGGGAUUUAUCCGUCAAUCAAGUCUCAAUGAACACAUGAAUACACACACUGGCGCUAAAAUAACUUGCAAUAUUUGCAAUUUAAAACUAAGAAAAUGUAGUUUAUCUCGUCAUCUGCGACUUGUGCAUGUUGCAACUGAAGGCACCAUUGAAAGUACAUUUAGAGCGCAAUGUUAUCAUUAUAAAAAGUUUAUGUUUCCAAAAUCUCAACAAUCACGUACUAAAACAGUGAAAGGAAACGAAAAAAUUACGCGGCGAUACUUUUGUAAAAUUUGUAAAAUAAACUUCAGCCGUCUUAAACAGCUAAAAGACCACAACAAAGAACUUCACUUUGAUGUAGCAAUGAUACCGUGCAAAAUGUGUAAUAUAGAGUUUAAACAUAUGCAUAAUCUUAAGCGCCACUAUCGUUGUAAGCAUAACCUACACAUGUAUCAAAUUUUCAAACUAGUGGAUCACAACGAGGAUCUAAAUACCGUGUUGGCAAUACAAACGGAAGAUUUAGAGACUGAGCAAAAUAUAUACAUAUCUCAUGCACUGAAUAAACAACACGACAAUGUAAAAAGAUCAACAUUUUCAUCUGGUGAGAAUUACUUUGAACCGGACAGAAUACACAGCGAUAAAAUACAAGAUGAAAUAAUGAAAGCGGUAGAAAAUAUUGAUAAACAAGAAAUCAAAAUCGAUGAUGAUCAUUCAAUGAAUGAUUUUUUUACAGAUCUCUUAAAAACGUAGUAAAAAAGGGUAAUUAAAACUUAAAAAAAUAAAUAUACAUAUAUACUAUUUUGUUUUUAUCUAUUUGUAAUCUUAAUCUUAUGUUAAUAAAAAAUCAAGAAAAUCA